AGAGAUUAUGCAGCAGACAUUAAUUCUGCGCGCCUUCUGCAGCUGAACGAAGCUGAACAAAAUAUUCGCUUACUGUGGCACCUACCUAGAAAGUCAUGGUCCAUCCCGAUAAAACCAUCAUGGAGAAGACGCUUGCGAAAUCGCGACAUCUUGUCAAACUACGAGGAGUACUGUAUGAACCGAAAUGCGGUGAUCCAAUGUGCUUCCACGAUUGGUUCAAGAAUCGUGACCAUAACAGCAACCCCGUUAGAGAGCACAUCCAGCUGUUUGACGACAUCUACCCCAUUGUGCGCGAUACUAUUGCUGCCAACUUGGCUGAAGCAACCGAUCGGCGGAAGCUGCUCAAUGCCUAUCGAGUUUAUUGCCACCAAGUUUUCGCCAAAGUCGCUACAGACGAAUGCGACACAGAAAUUCAUUCAAAUUCAGCGAGCGAGAUUUCCACGUUGAGGUGGUGGAUAAGAAAUGCGAUCGCUCUUGCCGAAAAGCCGUUUCCAGGAAUCAAGGAGUUUGAAGAUGUGUUCAUAACGCAUUGCUCUGCCAAAUACGACGGGCGGGGCUUCUUCUUCAUAACUCGACACAAAGGUGCGUCAAUCGUGGUCCGAUUGGUUUUCUAUGUUGGACUUCAAGAAGAGGAACAAUGGCAUGCAUCUGUCACUACUACUAGCGUGAUCAUUGGUGAGGAUAACUUGAGGAGAUUGAUUAAAGAAGCCAUAGCACGUAAAAUGUCUCUUUGCGAGUUCAUUGAGCUGGUGCUUUGGCCAUUUGUCGACUUUCUGAACUCCAAAAAGGUUAAUUCCUGAGUCACUUCCUACGUCU
Messenger RNA from Cylicocyclus nassatus, 816 nucleotides. Lineage: Eukaryota; Metazoa; Nematoda; Chromadorea; Rhabditida; Strongylidae. The record is from the annotation of a GenBank genome assembly.